Molecule: messenger RNA, 252 nt
Organism: Ostertagia ostertagi
Lineage: Eukaryota; Metazoa; Nematoda; Chromadorea; Rhabditida; Trichostrongylidae
Source: the annotation of a GenBank genome assembly
AUGACUAACUGGUUCGAGUACGAAUCGGGACAUGCAUGGUGCGAAAGCGCCUACAAAUAUCAGACACUACCAAUGGUGGCCGAAUUUGCAAACACGAUGACUAACCUUCCAAUCAUUGUCUUACCGAUGUUAAACGCAAUGAUGUUACGCCGAUACAUCAGAGAGGUAAAUCCUGGCCUCCUCGUACCUCAACUACUACUCACCUUCAACGGUUUGGCUUCCACUUACUAUCAUGCUACACUAAACUUAUUC